Molecule: messenger RNA, 2244 nt
Organism: Fonsecaea erecta
Lineage: Eukaryota; Fungi; Ascomycota; Eurotiomycetes; Chaetothyriales; Herpotrichiellaceae
Product: NAD+ synthetase
Exons: 19
Coding region: 1-2244 (747 amino acids)
Biological process (GO): NAD+ biosynthetic process
Cellular component (GO): cytoplasm
Molecular function (GO): NAD+ synthase (glutamine-hydrolyzing) activity; glutaminase activity; ATP binding
Source: RefSeq, a predicted model, not a curated record
AUGGGCAAGCUGGUGACAGUAGCAACUUGCUCCCUUAACCAGUGGUCACUUGACUUCGAUGGCAAUGCAGAGCGCAUAAUCACCAGUAUCAAGCAGGCCAAGGCAGCAGGGGCUCGGCUCAGAGUCGGUCCUGAGCUGGAGGUUUGUGGAUAUGGAUGUGCCGAUCAUUACUUGGAGGGAGACCUCUUCCUUCAUUGCUGGGAAUCUCUGGCGACCAUCAUCACCCACCCAGAUGUCUCCGACUGUAUUCUCGACAUCGGCAUGCCCGUGCGCCACAAUUCGGUCCGUUACAACUGUCGAGUGAUUGUCUUGAAUAAGAAGAUCCUCCUCAUCCGUCCCAAGAUGGCCAUGUGCGAGGAAGGCAACUACUUUGAGUCUCGGUGGUUCACCCCUUGGACACGGCAACGAGAGGUUGAGGACUACCCACUCGAAGAUGCGAUCAGUAGCGUUACCGGCCAGCGAAUGGCACCUUUCGGAGAUGGAGUCCUCCAGACCAUUGACACGCUUGUUGGCGCAGAAACGUGCGAAGAGCUGUUCACUCCGAAUGCCCCUCAUAUUCACAUGGGACUGAAUGGCGUGGAGAUCUUCGUGAACUCCAGUGGCUCCCAUUAUGAGUUGCGGAAGCUCCAAACACGUGUAUCUCUCAUUCGAGAAGCUACGAGACAAAAUGGUGGAAUAUAUGUGUACUCUAAUCAACGAGGCUGCUCUGGAGACAGAUUGUACUACGACGGCUGCGCCAUGAUCUUUGUGAAUGGUAGGCUACUGGCUCAAGGGAGCCAAUUCAGUUUGAACGACGUCGAGACUAUCACUGCAAACGUCGAUCUCGAGGAUGUACGGUCAUUCCGUGUCUCUCACUCCCGAAACCUUCAGGGUGCCCAGGCUGCACCAUAUCCCCGUAUACCCGUCGACCUACGCUUGACACACCCGGGUUUCGAACAAACCGGCAAAUUCCUCGCUCCCUCUCCAGAUAUCCCCAUCCGCUAUCAUUCUGCUGCCGAGGAAAUUCAAUUUGCUCCUGCUCUUUGGCUUUGGGACUACCUGAGGCGCUCCAGAACAGCAGGAUACUUCCUACCUUUGUCUGGCGGCAUCGACUCUGCAUCAACGGCUGUGCUCGUGUUUUCAAUGUGCCGGCUGCUCUAUGACGCUAUCACGUCCGAUCAGACCCUGCCUCACACCAAGGAGCUCGUUCUGGAUGACCUUCGUCGAGUCUGUGCACAAGCCGACGACUGGACACCAUCCGGCCCUCAAGAAAUUUGUGGACACAUUUUCCACUCUACUUACAUGGGUUCGAAGAACAGCAGCAAGGAGACUAGGUCCAGAGCCGCGGCACUUGCGAAGGCGAUAGGAUCGUAUCACAUCGACCUCAAUAUCGACGGUGUCGUCUCAGCUCUCACCACGCUCUUCACCACCGUCACCGGAUUUACACCCAGUUUUACUUCUAAGAAUCCUUCCGAGGGGCUUGCCUUACAAAACAUCCAGGCACGCAUACGUAUGGUUAUUGCGUACUUUUUUGCCCAACUCUUGCCUAGUGUCAGAAAGCGCAAAGGAGGCGGCGGUCUCCUGGUUUUGGGCUCUGCCAAUGUUGAUGAGCAACUCCGUGGUUACCUGACCAAGUAUGAUGCGAGCAGCGCGGACAUCAAUCCGAUCGGCGGCAUAUCCAAGGUCGACCUUCGAAUGUUUCUGGCUCACGCCCGAGACAAUCUCGACCUCCCACUUCUGCAGGGCUUCCUCGACGCUACGCCGACGGCUGAGCUCAUCCCCACAACCAACGCCGACGCUCACACCCAAUCCGACGAGGAAGAAAUGGGCAUGACGUACGCCGAACUCAGCGUGCUCGGCCGGCUACGCAAGGUUGGACGUCUCGGCCCAUGGGGCGUCUUCGAGAAGCUCCUCCCUAUCUGGACGUCCCCACCACCAAAUGCAGAUGAGAUCGCAACAGAAGCUCGCGGCGCACACUCAGAUCCGCAGUACGUCCAUAGCGUGGCACAUGGUCAGAGCAUGACACCGCGUGCCGUGUACGAGAAAGUGCGAAAAUUCUUUUAUUACUAUGCGAUCAAUAGACACAAACAAACCACCCUGACGCCCGGAUUACACAUGGAACAGUACUCGCCGGACGAUCAUCGAUACGACAUGCGACCAUUCUUAUAUCCCAGCUUCACAGCGCAGUACCGUAAGAUGGAGAACGCAGUUCAGGUCCUCGAGGACAACGCGAAGAAAGCGGGUGCAGAGAGCAAUGGCAUUUGA